GGAACCAGCGCCCGGCCUUUCCGCCGCCCCGCGCGGUCUCUGCGGCACCAGUUCCGGGCCCUGCUUCGCGGCGUCUGCUCCCGGGCUCCCCUCGCUCCGCGGCUCGGGGUCGUCGGCCGCGCGUAAACACCACGAUUUCGGCCCUUCCCUGGGCCCUGUUCGUCCCCUCUACCCAUGAGAGACUUCCCGAUCAAAAAUUUUGUUUUGGGCUGAUUUUAAGCAUUUUUCUGUUCAUAGCUGUGUGUUUGCACUCUGGGAACACUGGGAUCACUUUCAUCAUGCCAACAGUGGUGGUAAUGGACGUAUCCCUUUCCAUGACCCGACCUGUGUCUAUUGAGGGGUCUGAAGAAUAUCAACGCAAGCACCUAGCCGCCCAUGGUUUGACGAUGCUGUUUGAGCACAUGGCCACAAAUUAUAAGCUCGAGUUUACAGCCCUGGUGGUUUUUUCAUCACUCUGGGAGCUGAUGGUUCCCUUCACAAGAGAUUACAACACACUUCAGGAAGCACUAAGUAAUAUGGAUGAUUAUGAUAAAACCUGCUUGGAAUCUGCAUUAGUUGGUGUUUGCAAUAUUGUUCAGCAAGAAUGGGGUGGUGCAAUUCCUUGCCAGGUUGUUCUGGUGACAGAUGGCUGUCUUGGCAUUGGUAGAGGGUCACUGCGGCAUUCCCUAGCUACUCACAGUCAACGAAGCGAGAGCAACAGGUUUCCACUACCUUUUCCUUUCCCAUCUAAGUUAUACAUCAUGUGCAUGGCAAAUUUGGAGGAGCUUCAGAGUACUGAUUCUUUGGAUUGCCUUGAACGUCUCAUAGAUUUAAACAAUGGUGAAGGGCAGAUUUUUACUAUUGAUGGCCCCCUGUGCUUGAAAAAUGUACAGUCUAUGUUUGGAAAACUAAUAGAUCUAGCAUAUACGCCUUUCCAUGCUGUUCUCAAGUGCGGCCAUCUAACCGCUGAUGUGCAAGUCUUCCCCAGACCAGAGCCUUUUGUUGUAGAUGAGGAAAUCGAUCCCAUUCCUAAAGUCAUCAACACAGAUUUGGAAAUAGUGGGAUUUAUUGAUAUAGCUGAUAUUUCUAGUCCCCCAGUUCUGUCCAGACAUCUGGUCCUACCAAUAGCACUUAACAAAGAAGGUGAUGAGGUGGGUACUGGAAUAACUGAUGACAAUGAAGAUGAAAACUCAGCCAAUCAGAUUGCAGGCAAAAUACCCAACUUUUGUGUCUUGCUCCAUGGCAGCCUAAAAGUGGAAGGAAUGGUGGCAAUAGUUCAAUUAGGUCCUGAAUGGCAUGGAAUGCUCUACUCCCAAGCUGACAGCAAGAAGAAAUCAAACCUCAUGAUGUCUCUCUUUGAGCCUGGCCCAGAACCUCUCCCAUGGCUAGGGAAAAUGGCACAGUUGGGUCCUAUUUCAGAUGCUAAAGAAAACCCUUAUGGUGAAGAUGACAAUAAGAGCCCAUUCCCCCUGCAGCCCAAAAACAAACGCAGUUAUGCCCAGAAUGUGACUGUCUGGAUCAAACCCAGUGGCCUACAGACAGAUGUACAGAAGAUUUUAAGAAAUGCAAGGAAACUACCUGAAAAAACACAGACAUUCUAUAAGGAGCUAAACCGUUUACGAAAGGCCGCCCUGGCAUUUGGUUUCCUGGACCUGCUUAAAGGGGUGGCUGACAUGCUGGAAAGGGAGUGCACACUGCUGCCCGACACAGCGCACCCAGACGCUGCAUUCCAGUUGACCCAUGCUGCCCAGCAACUCAAGCUCGCCAGUACUGGCACCUCCGAGUAUGCUGGGUAUGAGCACAACAUCACACCUUUGCACACAGACUUCUCCGGAAGCAGCACCGAAAGAAUGUAAAGCCGACUUUGGGAGCCUUCCUUCUUUUGUCAUUCCAGGUGAAAAUGAUUUAGGGUAAAAACUUUUUAGUUUGUUCACCUCUGCAGGAGCCACCCGAAGAACUCCGAGGCUGUCUCAGAAGCACCACUUGCUGGUUUCAGUGACUCUGCUAGAGUCUGAGGGAGGUUCCGAAGAGUGGCUGCCAGUUUGGGCUUUGACUUUAGCUUUUGGGGGCUGAGUCUUUAAGCCCAAAAAAACGCUGUUGCUCCCACAAUGGGCACAUCUCAGAAACUUAAAGGACUGUUGAGCACAGAGCUCUCUCCCACUUCCUCAGGAAAUCUAACCAGCAAGGGCUCUCCAGCUUCCUGAAAGGCACCUUUUUCCUCUCCUCUCUCAACCAUAAGGACACUUUCAGGCUCCUGUCCUUAGAAUGAGUAGCCCAGACUGUCUGGGGCUUGCUAAAUACAAGCCCAACACCUAAUUAAGCUUCAGAACUUUCCUUAGAACUUGGGCAAAAACUUGGUGGCAACCCUUUGGUGCUUUUGGUAUGUCUUGAGAUACAGACUUUUAAGCGGCAACCGUAAAUGUAUAAAAUGAUUCCUGUUUCUUCAAGUUUUUUUUUUUUUUAAUGAAAAUAAAAUACUUGAUUUUCUAUGAAAUGGAUUCACUGGGAAGCUAAUGGGUCUUUGCCUUUUGGUCUGUCCUACCACCUGUGUAUAAUUUCGGCUUCCUAAGCGGCACAGGUUCAUAAGUCCCCAGAGUUCCUUGGGUUCCAUAUGGACUUCCUUGUUUCUGACAUUGGUUAGGUCUCUGCCUAAGCCAGGUUCCACCCGUGGAUUCUGACGGAUCACUGUGGUCAGUUACAGUACCUUUUCAUUAGCUAGCUUCAUGAUAUUAGGCAAGUCACAUAACUUCACUAAGCUUUGUUUAUGUCAUCGAUACUUUUCAAAUUGUUCUGUGGACUUCCUAAGGUAUUACUCCCUCCCUCGGGCUUUAACCCGAGCAACCAUUUUAACAUGCUAUAUAAUGUUUUCCCUGAACAAAGGACUUAUCAUUAACAACUUGAAAACCUAUCAGACUAAAUGAUCUUUAAACACAAGUUAUUAGGAUUUUGAUUGUAAAUGUUUAAUAGAAAUACACAAUCUUUUGCUUUCUCAGACAGCAAUAAAGGAGUUUUAACAAUCACUAAGAAUACAGGAUUCUGCCACAAAGAUGCAGCAUAUACUGCAAAGCUGAUCUGUCCAAAUAAACAUAGAAAGUCAAUUGAAAGAACAACGGAAGUUAACACAAACAAGUGUUGACAGAAGUUACAGACAUGCAAAAUACCCCUCAGUGCAGUGAACUUAAUAAAAAUCAGCCAGCCUAUGCUAAUCAGAUGUUUUUAGGUCAAACCAAGUUUCCAUAUUGGACUCAGAGAAACAGCAUAACUCACUGAGUCCCCCUUUCCCAAGAACAGUAGGAAUGGCAGAACAGAAAGAGCUAUCAUGCUCUUAAAUUCUUUAAUACAAGCAUUACUUCUAACAUAUUUUACUUGGUUAACUUGGAAUGUAUUAGAGGAAACAAUGUUUUUGACAAUGACCAAACUUUACAACGUCUGGAUUUUCCUCAGUUCCUCUGUUGGUGGGUUUCCUGCCAGGAAGCUUUGUUGAGCUUCUCCAGCCAAAGUUCUCACUCUGUUUUUACCGUCUGACGGCAGACAGGUGAAACCAAAGAAUAAAGCAGGUGUUUUUGAGGUCAGUUCUACCAGUCACUCUGACAGGUACACGAGUAAAUGGACUCAGCCAGUGCGGAGGAUGAUAGCAAGGUUUUUUAUGUAUGUGCACAGCCUGAGGCCAUUUUGUAGGUCUGUUUUGUCUGCUCCCAGGUUGCCACAGGCUGCACUGCCAGCCGCUGUCUUACUGCCAGUUUCACCCUCUGACACCCUGUAGCCAUUUGGGUUUGGAACUCUUAUAAUCUCAUUGUUUUCUAACUAAUGUUUCAUCUUUCUCUAGUGUUGAAAAUAGUUCUGAUUUAGCCAGGAAUGAAGUAAGUGAUCAUGGUGUUCCAAGGUUCUGACCGGUUUCUCCCAAAUCCUUCCAUGCCUCUCCCGUGCACACACACAGGUAAGCAUGUAGCAGGUGGUGUUAGAGGCCAAAAGAUUCAGAGGUAAUAGGUGUUCUCUAGCUCCACUCAGACUCAGAAAUGUUUUAUCAAUGACUGAGUUGAACUUGAUUUUCCAAAAAUCAAUGCCACCCCACUUAACAAGCAACUCCUUGGAUACAGAAUAUAUCCAAGGUCCUGCCUGAGUCACUUUCACAGCCCCCUGUAGAGGCAACAGUGUUUUUUUUCUUACAAGCAACAGCUGAAAAGAACAAUUCCCAGCUAUAAGAAUGGCCAGUACCUGGUAGGGUUAGGGCACUGAAGAAAUAUCUCUGGCCCGUGUGAGAGUGACAGGACAAGGAGUGUGGGGGGGUAGGGCUGAGUCUUUUGCGGUCAUUAAUGGAACACACAAGAACAAACCUGUCCUCAGAUACCAGGAACCCAUGUCAUGCAAGUACUACACUAAGUUCAGUAAAUUCAGGAAUGUUAUGGGGGAAAAGGGAAGAUAGCUUCACUGAGAAUUUAAUCAUUUAACUUUAAAAAAACUUUUACAUCAGUACAAGAAGGUAAAACUGUAAGAAUUAUAGAUUAGGCUCAAACUGGCAAGGAAUCCUCUCAAUCUUUGUUUUCAGUGGACCUUUUUCUUUUUUUGUCCGUAGCGCCGCCUGCGCUGUUUAUAAAGGUGACGAAAAUUUAUGUACAACCCUGAAAAAGAAAAGAAGCCAGUGAGAAAAGGGAAUCUUGGUCUGUAUUUAUAACCAGAAGCUCUUGGGGCAAAGACAGUCUCUAGAUGUCUGCCUAUCCUAUCCACCAGCACUGUGCUCACUGUAGGUGCUCAGAAAUUACAGCUUUGAACCAAGUUAUUAUCAAUGCACUGGAGACCCUUCAUUUUUUCCCCAGAGGGUUUAUAAUUUAACUUCCCUCCCAUAUUCUAAUAUGAAAAUUUUCAAACAUGCUGCAAGAUUAAAAUACUGUACAGGGAACACCACCUAGGUUUAAACUUUAAGUUUUUAUUAUAUUUGUCUGAGCACAUGCCCACUCCCACCUCAUCUUUGAUGUAUUUCACUGAAAGUAGCAGACAUCAGUAUACUUCACCCCGAAACAUUCCAUCAAUUAGAGUUCAGUUUUCUUUUUUUCUUCCUUUUAAGGUAAGAUUUACACAAAAUUAAAUAUACAAACCUUAAGUAUAAAAACAGCCCUAUUUUUAGUUCAACUUUUAAUAUAAUAAUGUGUAUUAAGCACUAGUCUAAAAGGUAUGAAAUGCUUUUCUAGGAAGUAAAUUCGAAAACGCAGGAUUUCAGAGUCAGAAAAAACUUUCCAAUCCUACUUGACUACUAACUAGUUCUAUGGCUUAGCCUCACCUCAGUUUCCUCGUUGUACAAGGUUAAAAACACCUAUUUUACAGGAUUACUAAGCAUGUGUAUUUGGAAAAGCACCUUGAUCUAUAUGCAAAUGUAACUGUAGUACUGCUUCUAAAUUAUGCAAAUUUGAGAUUUCAUUCUGACAAAUAAGAACCACAUUAUUCAUUGCAAGCAAACUAAAUAGGAGUAUAAAACCUUGUAAAUUAGAGUGUAUAACAAUAUAACCUGAAGAAAAGCCACUAAAGUUAAUGCACAUUAAAAUACUUCUACUCUUCUAACUUUUCUAGUAAAGUAUUUUAAGGGUCUUUCCAAUACUUCUUCCUCUUUUAACACUUUCAGUAUCAUGCCUCAUGGAGCCUAGUUGCAGUAAACCAGAUUUAUUUAUCCAGUAAUAGGGAUAAAGAAUUUUUUUAAUGAGUGCAUCUUCCAAAUUGAAGCUUACUCCCUUCAAGGGCUAAACAUUUUAACAUUUCUGCCUAGAAAUCUUUCUAAAAUAAAUGAUACCCUCUCUGAAAUAGGAAAGGAGAAAUUGCAUAAAAUUUAACCUUUGGCAAAUGAUCUACACCCAUACUGUGCUUCUGCCACGUGCUGAUACCUGGAGGCCCUCCUAAAGGGUAUGUGAUCAGUACUAACUGAUCAAGACCACUGAGCUUUUGGGGUUCUCGGGUUUACUUUUUGUGGUCUUCCUCUCACUGUGGUAACCACCACGAUGGUCCCCAGUGAUCCUACCUUCUGGGAUCUCAUACCCUUGUGUAUCCCCUCCUGUCCUCUACUAGGUUGGUCUGUGUAGCCAACAGAAUAUGGCAGAAGUGAUGGUAUGUCACUUCUGAGACAAAUGAGUCAAAUCAACAUGGUGUAUACCUUACUUAACUUUACGCAAUGUUAUAUGUCAAAUGUAUUUCAAUAAAAAAUAGAUAAAAUUUAAAAACAAAAAAGAGUGUGGCUUCUGCCUCUCAGACCACUUGUUCUGGGGGAAAGCCAUGCCACGAGCAGCCGCAUGGAGAUGUACUGUGGCAAGAAACUGAAGCCUCCUGUCUACAGCUACACGUGUGAGCUUGGAGCAGAUCCUCCAGCCCCAGUCAAGUCUGCAGAAACUGCAGUCCCCACUGGGCUGACAAACUGACUGAACCCUCAGGAGGGACCCUGAGCCGCCCAGCUAGACUGCUUUCUGACCCUCAGAAACACUGUGAGAUAACAAACGUUUGCUGUCUUAAGCAACUAAGUUUUGGGGUAAUUUGUUACACAGCAAUAGAUAACUAACAUAGUAUCCGCUCUCAUAUCCUGUUGCUAGAAGAGCAGACAGCCAUACUUAUUUAGGGCCACCUUAAGCUUUUUGAGAACUAAAACAGAAAUAUAUAGAUUAAAAUGCAUUAGAACUUUAUCUAAAGUAAACAGUCCUUACAGUUAGGAAGACUUUUAAAUUUCUCAUAUUUUCAAUAAUUAGGUUUGCUUCUUUUAAUUCUUAGUUUUUAUGAAUUAAGGCAAGAAUUUAUGAUUUUAUAUAAAAGUAAAUUAAUAUAUAAGCAGGUUUUACAUAAGGAACAGGGUGGGGGCUAAGGGAGCUUUCCUAUUGUUAAGUAGAAGGCUUUAUGACAUCUCUUGGCUGCUCAGAAGCCUUUACUGCCUUCUUCCUUCCUUGCUGCCGGUGGUAUUACCACCUCUGUGAACUCUAGAUAAGGAAUGUGUCAGUGAAAUUAUUAAAAUGAGCUUCUUAAAAGAGUUUCUUACAUUGUUUUAAACAUGAAAUAUGGUGAACUCCCAAUGACCAAGAAGAUAACCCCUGGAGAUUUGGAAGAUACACGUAGCAUAUUCUUGUGGGUCCGUUUCAUACAAGUAAUGUUUUUCUAACUCUACACUACUCUUCUAGAAAGAAAAUCCCUAAUAAGGACUUGGAAAACUUUGAAUCAUUUAAUUCUCUCUAAGAAGUGACUGGAAAAAGUCUAUUACAGAGCCAAUACUUACCUAAAAAUAAUAUUAUGAGAUAAAUCUGAAGAAAAAAGGAAAAUCUAACUUUGAUUUUCACUGGAUAUGGCAAUGUGAAACUGAAUCUUCCUGUUUCAUUGAAUACUGGAAUGGACUGGAUCACUGAGACAGCUGAGAGCAGAAAUAACUUGUCAGAAACAAAUGAGAUACAGUCCCAUCUAGCCUCCUUAAUACAGAGGGCUCGUGCCUCUUCCAUUCCCCACCCCCCUAGUUUUCACGUGAUAACCCUCCACACUGACAAAAGGAAGAUGAAUGAAGAGAACAGUCAUUUUGAUAGCACUGAGAUUCAGUCUUCUCUAAAAUGGAGAGAAAAAGCCCUACUUGACCCACCCACUAGGUGUGUGGUGGAUAAAAUGAAGUUGUCGCUAAGAACCUGCUUUGGAAAAUUUUAAAUACCGUAUAAAUAGGAAGCAUACAAUACAUGAACACCCAGCUUCCAAACUUUACAAAAACGAGCUACUUCCCUGAAACAGUCUGGGUACCAUGAGUACUAUGGAAGGAAGCCACGAGAAAGAAAUUCUUAAAAAGUCUAACACCCAUAUAUCAGACUAAGGCUGGCACAGGAAGAAAGAAAGUUUAGCUAUCUUUUAGCUUAGCUAUCUUUAGAACUAAGCUUAUAAAACCCAGUGUUCUUGAAAGUACCUUCUGCCAAACAUCCCAGAGGAUACAAGGGUAUCCACACAGUGUAGCGAAGCCAUGUGAGCACCUUCCAAUCCAUGUCAAUGCAGGAAAGCAUGUAGAAGGGGUACCUAUUGAAAAUAAGGAAUUCAGAUGUGAAAAGCCACUUCAGGUCCUGAAUGCAACCCUAGAACAUCAUUCAAGAAGAAUCAUUUCACAAUUAGCCACACAUGGCUUCUUCAGAACAGAAUUCUAAUCCUGGGCUCUCUACCCACUAACUCCCAUCACACCCCUCCUCCAAUUUUCAGUGGAUGUGAACUCUGAUGGCAGACUAAGUUUAGGUCCUAAGACAACCUUCUUUGGAAUAGUUCAGUACAUGGAGUGAAUGCUCAGAAGCUCUUUGGCUUCAUUCCUAGUUCU
Panthera uncia (snow leopard) is the source of this 8275-nucleotide messenger RNA. RefSeq names its product integrator complex subunit 14 (gene INTS14). Lineage: Eukaryota; Metazoa; Chordata; Mammalia; Carnivora; Felidae. The record is from RefSeq and is a predicted model, not a curated record. Gene Ontology annotation, biological process: snRNA 3'-end processing. The transcript is spliced from 12 exons. Gene Ontology annotation, cellular component: integrator complex. Bases 279 to 1835 code for a protein of 518 amino acids.